Staurois parvus is the source of this 331-nucleotide messenger RNA. Lineage: Eukaryota; Metazoa; Chordata; Amphibia; Anura; Ranidae. The record is from the annotation of a GenBank genome assembly.
UAAUGGCGGGACUGUGGCAGGCAUUCUGACACUGGGGGGAACUGACUUGGUGUCACUGACACCCCCAGUGACACCAAUACAGUGAUCAGUGCUAAUAAAUAGCACUGACACUGUACUAAUGGCACUGGGUAGGAAGGUGUUAACAUGUGGGGCGAUCAAAGGGUUAACUGUGUGCUGUUUCAUUAGGAGCAGUGUCUCUGUGCUUCACUGUAAGCACACUGCUUUGCAUGGCUGUGCUGUGCACAGCCAUUCAAAGCAGCGUUCACGAGCUGAAAGGAAGGAGAACUGUUUUGUUUACAAACAGUUCUCCCCCCCCCGAAAUGCAAAAUCA